AUAUAUCCACAUAGCGCACACCUGCUUGUGAAAAGUUCAAUCUUGAGUGUCGCUUGUUUCAAAUCCCACCUUUGCUUGCUCCCCCCGGCUCCUCCUCCUCGUACCAAAUCUAGGGUUCCCGAUCGAAAUCCUGCGCCGCCGCCGCCGCCACUGCCGUUGGCGAUAAUGUCGGCCAGCACCGAGCCCGAGAAGGACGCCGCUGCCGCUGCCGCCACCGAGGGCGACGAGAAGACGGAGGCGAAGGACAGCGGCUCCGGCUGGGAGCUGCUGUACUGCGGCGGGACGAGCUUCGACGCCAUGGGUCGGAAGGUGGUGGGCGGGGCGCAGGGCAACCUGGUGUCGCCGACUCGGCUGCGGCCGCUCGUGGGCGUUGAUAUCCGCUUCGUUGCCUCUGGAUGCACUGCUUGCCACUGUGUUGCUUUAGAUGCUGGAGGCAAAUGUUAUACAUGGGGUCGCAACGAGAAGGGACAGCUAGGGCAUGGAGAUACUCUUCUGCGUAACCUGCCGACUGUUGUUUCUCAACUAUCAAAAUACAAAAUCAUCAAAGCAUGUGUUGGAAGAAACCAUACAGUGGUUGUAACUGAUGAUGGCAAAUCCUUAUCUUUCGGUCAUAACAAGCAUGGACAGUUAGGGACGGGUUCCUUAAGGAAUGAGAUUGAGUCAUCGCCAGUGUCCUGUAUCGUUGCGGAAGCAACCAACGUUGCAUGUGGGGCUGAUUUUACUGCCUGGUUGUCAUCUGUGGAAGGCUCUUCUAUACUUACAGCAGGUCUUCCCCAAUAUGGUCAACUCGGGCAUGGAACUGAUAAUGAGUACAAUGCUAAAGAAUCGUCUGUGAAACUGACCUAUGAACCCCAGCCCCGUCCAAGAGCAAUAGCUGCAUUUUCUGGGAAAACUGUUGUCAAAGUUGCAUGCGGAACUAACCAUACAGUUGCAGUUGAUUCCAAUGGCUUUGUUUACACCUGGGGCUUCGGUGGAUAUGGAAGGUUGGGGCAUAGAGAACAGAAGGAUGAAUGGCAACCUCGCCUUGUAGAAGUCUUCCAGAAGCACAAUGUUCUGCCUCCUAAUGCCAUUGUCUCAGCUGGUUCUGUGAGUUCUGCAUGCACUGCUGGUGGUGGACAGUUGUACAUGUGGGGAAAGAUGAAGAAUACAGGCGAUGAUUGGAUGUACCCGAAACCUGUGAUGGAUUUAAGUGGUUGGAACAUUCGCUGCAUGGCUUCUGGUAACAUGCACCACAUUGUUGGUGCUGAUGAUUCUUGCAUAAGCUGGGGUGUCGCCCAGAAUGGAGAGCUUGGUUAUGGGCCUAACGGGCAGAAAUCAUCAGCAAAUCCCAAAAAGGUGGACAUUCUUGAGGGCAUGCAUGUUACAAGUGUCGGCUGUGGAUUUGGACUGUCUCUGAUUGUUGUGGACAGAGCAAAUGUUGGUGAUCGACUUGGUCAGCUGGAAAUUUAUGAUGGUGACACCGGUGCUGAAGUAGAGAAAGUGGAGGUGCAAGUAACCAAGAAGGCAUCUGCCAGCACCAACUCACGUGCCAACAAGCGCAAGAAAACGAAGGAUGUUUCUGAAUCUGAAUCCGAAGAGGAUGAUGAUGAUGAUGAGGAUGAAAGCGGAGACGAUGAAAAUGGUGGUGUAGAAGAGUCAAAGGGCAGGCGUGGCCGUAAACCCGCUAAUAGAGGGAGAGGCAGGGGAGGCAAAAAGGCGACCCCUGAGGCAAAGCCAUCUGGAAGGGGCAGAGGCCGCCCCAAGAAAACCGAGAGUUCUGCUCAGAAAGCCGGAGGAACCUCGGGCAGAGGAAAAAGAGGACGGCCACGCAAGUGAUGGUCCGCCCUACAGUAAUGCGGCGUUGAAAAUCAGUAACGCCUGAUGUGAUCCCAUUGACAUUGAGGAUUCAUUUUGGUAGCAAUGCCCGUUGCACUCUGCCCAUUUUCUCACUCUGAUUGUUGCAGCUAUCCAAUCCAAAGACAUUAUUAGUC
Molecule: messenger RNA, 1970 nt
Organism: Zea mays
Lineage: Eukaryota; Viridiplantae; Streptophyta; Magnoliopsida; Poales; Poaceae
Biological process (GO): negative regulation of GTPase activity
Cellular component (GO): membrane
Molecular function (GO): DNA binding; small GTPase binding
Source: RefSeq, marked validated